CAUGAUUACCUUCCUAACUUAUUCCUAAUUUAAUGGAAAAUAAGUAAUCCUAUUCCCACCUUAUUCUUUCCUUUUGUAGUACUCUUCUUUAUUUUUAGUUAUUUUUAUGCCUUGACCAAGGAGUAGUCAAUGCAUGCCAUCAAUCAAACCAACCAUGACCUAAACUAACAUCUUUAUUCUAGUCCUAGCCUUUUGUUUUUCUCCUUCCCCUCACAACAUAACGUGCACACGUGCACCACUGGGUAAAACAUGUGAGAUCAUGUGUUUACUCCUUGAAUACUAUAGGGUUGCUAUUAUUGGGGGGCUUUAUGGCAUUAUCAUUUGUUGUUCAUUAUGUUGCAGUUAAUCACUGCGGACCGUGUCAGCCCUCCAGACUCUUUGGGAUUGUGCCUAGUAUUUAAAAACUGAUAAUGCAAUUUCUGAUGCAGGGAGUCAUGUAGAGAAGAGAGAUAUAAAGGAUAACUUAACAAUGAUCCUGUGAUGGAAGUUAAAUUUGCUUGUAGGACCUUCACGCAUCAAUGGAGAGCCUUGACUACAUCACAACAGAAUAGCAGAAUGCUCAAUGUAAGAAUGUUUUCAUAUGCCCUUGGUUUAUGUAUUUGAUUCUGUAUACCCAUAUAUAGAUCAGGAUCAGGCUUCUGCUAAAUUUGUUAAUAUUACUUUUAAGCAACCCAAUAACAAAUAUUGUCUUUGGACGACAUUUCAAGUUCAUUGAACAUCGUUCCUUCUGUAAUGCGUUGUUGUGAGGAAAUUCGUUUCUCAUUAUUUCUUUGGACAAAGGAUUCUUAAUCUAUGGAAAUCACUUUCUUAGCUAGAUAGAUACCAACUUAAUCCUUCUGUAAUGUGUUGUUGCCAGUAAAUCAUUUUAUUUUCU
Molecule: messenger RNA, 874 nt
Organism: Rubroshorea leprosula
Lineage: Eukaryota; Viridiplantae; Streptophyta; Magnoliopsida; Malvales; Dipterocarpaceae
Source: the annotation of a GenBank genome assembly